Molecule: messenger RNA, 357 nt
Organism: Echinops telfairi (small Madagascar hedgehog)
Lineage: Eukaryota; Metazoa; Chordata; Mammalia; Afrosoricida; Tenrecidae
Product: 40S ribosomal protein S26-like
Exons: 1
Coding region: 1-357 (118 amino acids)
Biological process (GO): translation
Cellular component (GO): ribosome; cytosolic small ribosomal subunit
Molecular function (GO): mRNA binding; structural constituent of ribosome
Source: RefSeq, a predicted model, not a curated record
AUGACAAAGAAAAGGCAUAAGAAUGGUCACACUAAGAAAGGCCGCGGCCAUGUGCAGUCUAUUCACUGCACGAACUGCGCCGGCUGCAAGCCCGAAGACAAGGCCGUGAACAAAUUCGUAAUAGAAAACACAGUGGCGACCGCAGCCGUCAGAGACAUUUCUGAAGCAAAUCAGUGCAUCCGCGCUUCCCAAGCUGUACGCAAAGCAAAGCUCCAUCAUUGUGUGAGCUGUGCCAUUCACAGCAGGGUGGUCACGAACUGGUCAUGCGAAGUCAGUGAGGACCAAACUCACCCCACCGAUCCGCCUCGUUUGAGACCUGUAGGUCCCGCCCCACGACCUCCUGCAAAGCCUAGGUAA